Molecule: messenger RNA, 687 nt
Organism: Rubroshorea leprosula
Lineage: Eukaryota; Viridiplantae; Streptophyta; Magnoliopsida; Malvales; Dipterocarpaceae
Source: the annotation of a GenBank genome assembly
AAACUAGGACUUAAUUUUGUACAAGUGAAUAUUGCAGUAGUAGUUGUUUGAUUUUCCUCCUCUUCUUCUUCCCAUCCUAUUAUUUCCUCCAUCUCCUCGCCAUACGUUUUCUGUAUUCCUCUAGAACAAAGCAUCUCACAGGUAAGGAGGGGAAGAGAUGUCACCGGUGACGAAGGCAACGAAGGCGAAAGUAGAGGUUUAUUACGGUGGUGAAACAUGCAGCGCGAAAUUCGCUCUGUUGUUGGCGGAAAUGGGGUUCCCGAACUGCCUGCUGACGGUGCUGGACAUGUAGGAGUGCGGGUACGUGAAGGACACGGGCCUAACAAGAUUAAGAAUCUGACGGGCGUGAAGGCCAGGGAGUUCUUGGUUUGGAUCAAUUUGACUGAAAUUUGUGUGGCGGAAGGAGAUGAUUCUCUGGCCGGUUUGUCCAAGUCUUUUCCAUUGUCUUUGUUUGGAGGAAUCAAAGCUCAAACAUUGGUUUUCAGAAAGGAAGUUGCUGGGUCAAACGAGGGAAACUGGUGCAACAAAUUGAAGUUGUUGGGGUUUUCUUGGGAAAGGGUGGAGAGAGGACUUGGAGGAGAAGGAAACACCCGGAGUUACCUCUUCUGGUGAGGUGAAAACUCAUUUUCUUUCAUUGAUAUUCUGCUGUAAAUAGCAAAAACAAUACAAUAUAAAACAAUACUUUUC